Lactuca sativa (garden lettuce) is the source of this 1158-nucleotide messenger RNA. RefSeq names its product methyltransferase. Lineage: Eukaryota; Viridiplantae; Streptophyta; Magnoliopsida; Asterales; Asteraceae. Gene Ontology annotation, molecular function: rRNA (uridine-N3-)-methyltransferase activity. Gene Ontology annotation, biological process: rRNA base methylation. The record is from RefSeq and is a predicted model, not a curated record.
CCUUGAACACAUUUUUUCCCCUAAUCUGUGCAAACGUUGCAGUCGCCAUUAAUUCAACUUCCACUAACGUCUGUUCAAAUUUCAAUCCGACUGCAAAUCCCUUCUAGCAAGCAUCAAAUGCAAGCUCUCAGUUGGAGCCCUCGCUUCGCCGUUGCUGUUAACAGGUCAUGCCGGAAAGCCUCGAGCUUCCAAGCAUUUUCAUCAGAUUCAUCAAAUCAAUCUCGCGGCGGUCUCCCUCGAUUCUUCUCCGACGUCCUCCCUCCCUCCAAGGGUUCCGCUGUUCGUGUGCAAGGGGAUGAAUUCUGGCAUAUGACUAAAGUUCUAAGGUUGAACACAGAUGACAGGAUAGAGCUUUUUAAUGGAAAAGGAGGUCUAGUCAAAGGGUGCAUAGAAAGCAUUGAUAGAACUGGAGCAGAUGUAGUGGCACUUGAAAAUCCAAAAUUAGUAUCUACAAAUACAACCCAAUGGCAUGUAUUUGCAGCUUUCGGUACUCUAAAGGGUGGUCGAUCUGACUGGCUCAUAGAAAAAUGCACAGAGCUUGGAGCAAGCAGUGUAACACCGCUUUUGACCGAACGUUCUCCGUCAAUUUCUGACAACAGAGUCGAUAGGUUGCAAAGAGUCAUUUUGGCUGCAGCUAAACAAUGUCAACGUCUACAUGAAAUGACCUUGAACCCUCCUUUAAAAGUUCGUGACCUCUUACCUAUCGGACCAAAAACGUUACAAGAACCAAAAAAAAGGACCAAAAAUGUUUCACAAUCGAAACUAUGUUUUAUAGCUGCAGCUGAGGCAACACCGGUUUUGAAUGUUUUGGCUUUAUCCAAACAAGAGCCUGUUGGGUCAAUCAUUGUGGGACCCGAAGGCGAUUUCACGGAAACCGAGGUGAAACUGAUUCUAGAAGCGGGAGCUACAGCUGUAGGGCUGGGCCCACAUCGCCUUCGAGUUGAAACCGCAACAAUCGCACUUUUGGCAACAACAAUGUUAUGGUCUGACACCUGGCGAUCGACUAUCUGAUUCUUAAUGUGAUUUUAGGUAGCAACUGAUAGAGUAGAGUAGACUUUCUAUUAUGGACUUUUGUUAUAUGCCUUAGACAAAGUUGAAUGAAUGAAUGAUCCACUCAAUCUUAUGCAAGAUAUUGGAUAUUUGAUAAUUCUAACUUAA